Lentinula edodes (shiitake mushroom) is the source of this 501-nucleotide messenger RNA. RefSeq lists its product as uncharacterized. The annotation marks the transcript as partial. The transcript has a single exon. The record is from RefSeq and is a predicted model, not a curated record. NCBI's taxonomy places the organism in Eukaryota, Fungi, Basidiomycota, Agaricomycetes, Agaricales, Omphalotaceae.
UGUCGUGAGUGUUAUAAUGCAAUGCAUCGUAUGGCUAUGCCUCGUUUGGCUUUGAAUAAUUAUUUAUAUCGGGGAGAGUUAGUUGACAGUAUUGAGAAUAUUAGUUGGGUAGAGGAAAUGGCCUGUGCAAUAUAUCAUACAACAGCACAUGUUGCCCGUAUAUAUGGGUCAUCAAGCUCUGGUGAUCCAUUACAGCUGCAUGGAAAUGUAUGUGCUCAUCCUCUUGAUAUUUGUUCUAUUGCCAAAAGAUUACCUUGGAGUCCAGCGGAUUUAAAUGAUUUGAUUACUGUAGUAUUUGUAGGUAAAGCAAAAUUAAAUGAGGAUGAUGUAAAGAAACUUAAGCCAUAUUUUGUUCGGAGAAAUGUUAUCCGGUUGUUGUUAUGUGAUUUGUGUCGCCGUAAUCGCUUGUAUACAGGGUUGUAUACACUAGAUGACAGUAUGUUGGAAUUAUAUCCUGAUAAUGAUUUGCUUCCAGGAUUGCAGGAUCGUAUUGUUUAUGAU